Drosophila teissieri is the source of this 2096-nucleotide messenger RNA. RefSeq lists its product as uncharacterized. NCBI's taxonomy places the organism in Eukaryota, Metazoa, Arthropoda, Insecta, Diptera, Drosophilidae. The record is from RefSeq and is a predicted model, not a curated record. The coding region runs from base 122 to 1963 and encodes 613 amino acids. The transcript is spliced from 2 exons.
UUGUCAAAAGUUUUGGGGGCCCUCUUCGUCAGUAACUGCCAACGAUCGGAAACAAUCGAUUGGAACUUGUAAAAUUAUUUGUUAUACAAGCAAAGUUUUGCUAUUUCAAAAUCUUUGUGAAAUGGCCAACCGCAUGAGAGGAGGAGCCUGCUGUCCUUCAAGUUGCCAGCCAGCCUGUUCACCCUGUCCACCUUGUCCACCUGGACCGCCCUGUGAUGCACCCCUGGUGCGACUGAAAAAACUGUGGCCGGAGCCCUACAAUCCCUGCUCCUUCAAGAAUUGCCUGAUCUUUGGCGGUCACGAUGAGCCCUACAUUCGGCCCUUUGAUCCCAAGGAAUGUGCUCGAAUGCGGCGUGGUGAUAUCGACCGAUCGCUGGGUUAUCCCAUAGGCGUUGUGUCCGGUACGGUAACUGUAAAGGUGGGCAUUCCGAAUCAGGAGAGCGUCCGGUUUGCUUCAAAUCUGAAGGCAUUUGCUCACUCCUAUUACACGCGUCGCGAUGAAUGGAAACCGGAAACGAUCGACAUGGUGGUGGCCGAAGGGCAGGUUUUGUUUAACGAUUCAGAGAACAUGGACCCACCAAAUACAGCAGACAUGCCGGAUAUCUACGAUGAGAAUGAGCAAAAGGUGACGCGCCACUUCAAGAUCAACGAAAUUGAGUUUGCCAUGGAGUUGGAGGCGCCCUUUGAGAUUUACGGCUACGAGAACGUCAUACGCAAUCUUCGCAGAAUCUUAAGAGCCUUCUUCAAGAAGGCCAAGUACGGGGUGUUCUUCACCCCCAGUUGGUAUCUGCUUAUUUGGAAGGAGAAAGGUAUUUGGAUGGUACUCGAUUUAAAUGGCAGGGACAGAAGCACUAUGAAACCGAACAAUGAAGAGGGAUUUCCGUUACUCUUGGCACUCAAAUCCCUUGAUAAUGUCGUAUGGCUGAUCAAGAAGGAGAGCGAUCUGCAUAAGAAUGCCAAGUUUUCAAUUCGAGAAAUCAUCGUAGUUCGUUUGGCCACCCCUGGAAGUACUGGGCAGAGUUGGGAUCGAGAACAUGGUAUGCGGAUGAGCCAGUUCGAUGUGAUUGCCUCCGAUUAUGCCUAUGUCAAGUCCAAUCUCCAUCUUACCCUGAACUCUAAGGAUGCGUUGAGGAAUCGUAGUGCUCUACCUGUGGCCGUGGCAACCGCGUUGGCUUCCAAGAUCGAUCAUCCGGCCACGUGGGACCAGAAAAUGUACGACAAGGUCAUGUGCUAUGGCGUUAAUAUGUGCAAAAACUGCUGGGAACCCUGUGGGGAUCUUAGUAAGCCCAUGGAUCUUGACGACUUUCCACGACAGAUUCGCAUGGGUCAGUUUGUGGCCGAGAUUAUGCUUACUCCAAAUGUUUACGAGGGCUGGUGGAAGUGUGUGCCCAUGUACAAGUUCAACGAUUUCCAUCUGAUGUUGGAGAAGGCUCUCGAUCAGAACGAUUAUGUGAUCUUCCAGAUCAACAAUCAGAUGUACUCGCUGUGGAAGAAGACAGAUUUCAUCUACUUGAUGGAUCCAUAUCGCCACAAUAUAGUGGGUCGCAUUUUGGAGGAGGGCGAGGAUCCGAAAAGUGCCACGGUUCGCAUGUUCGGCAAUAUGGAUCGUCUGUUGAGCGUUUUCCAUCAGAUUCUACUGGAAUCGAAUCGAUCGGCUGUUUUCCAUAUACACACGCUCCGGAUAAGAAAUAUUACGGAAUGUCCGCCGGGCACAGCUCCUGCCCUACUACCGCCAGAUGAGGAUGUGGAGGUUAGAUCGCUCAACGAGAAUAUCCGUUUCGAUGAGAACUACGACAAGUGUUUGCAGGAGCUGGGUGAGAUCAGCGAUUUCGAGGAGGAUCUGGUCUCUGAGAUCGAGCCCAUUGUGGAGGUCAGUUCCUCGGAGGAGAUGGUCGAGGAGGAGGAAGGCGGUGGCGGUGGUGCUGUCGAGGGUGGCGAGGGAGAGGAAGAUGAUGAGGAUUAACCUGUGGCCAGUGGAUAUUUUCUUUACUGAACGAAGCAGCUCGAAAUUGGUUUAAUUUUUUAACGCCUCUAAAUUUGAAAUGGGUUACUGGAUUUGCUAUUUGAACAAUAAAUUGAAUUAUGUAAUACAGAAA